Messenger RNA from Ornithorhynchus anatinus (platypus), 1294 nucleotides. RefSeq names its product C-C chemokine receptor type 3-like. The coding region runs from base 206 to 1273 and encodes 355 amino acids. Gene Ontology annotation, molecular function: C-C chemokine receptor activity. The transcript has 2 exons. The record is from RefSeq and is a predicted model, not a curated record. Lineage: Eukaryota; Metazoa; Chordata; Mammalia; Monotremata; Ornithorhynchidae. Gene Ontology annotation, cellular component: cytoplasm; membrane. Gene Ontology annotation, biological process: inflammatory response; G protein-coupled receptor signaling pathway; positive regulation of monocyte chemotaxis.
UGAAAAGCCUUGAAACAGGGAACUGUUUCAACUACCUUGGCGGUAUCUAAGAUCUAAAAUUAACUCUGCUCCAGUGGUGCCAAGAAGUCUUUGGAACACGAAAAUUCCUGUAAGUUGGUGAGAUUUGGCUUUUCUUUCUUUUACUCCAGAGCCUGUUGAAACUCAAGGGAGGACCAGAAGUUCUUAUGUGUUGGCAUUGGACAAGAUGGAAAAUUCAACGGUGGAUAUGGAUUACGACGCAACAACUGAAUUCGACUACGGGACUUCGGCCCCAUGCGAAAAGUAUAAUGUCAAAGCUCUGGCAACCCAGUUACUGCCCCCGCUGUACUCCCUGGUGUUUAUAGUGGGGCUGGUGGGCAACGUCGUGGUAGCGCUGAUCCUCAUUAAAUACAAGAGGCUCAGAAUCGUGACCAACAUCUACCUCCUCAACUUGGCGUUUUCUGAUUUGCUUUUCCUUUUCACCCUUCCAUUUUGGAUUCACACUGAAGUGAAAAGCGAGUGGGUCUUCGGAAAUUCCAUGUGCAAAUUUGUUUCCGGGCUCUAUUACAUGGGCCUCUACAGCGAGAUCUUCUUCAUAGUCCUCUUGACGGUCGAUCGGUACCUGGCCAUCGUCCACGCCGUGUUCGCUUUACAAGUCAGGACGGUCAACUUUGGCAUCAUGACAAGUGCCGUCACCUGGGGAUUGGCAGGGUUGGCGGCCCUCCCUUCAUUUGUCUUCAGCACAUCUCAGAGAAGCCUCGAGAAUCACGUAUGCAGCCCGGUUUACCCCGAUGCCAAAGCAGAGAACUGGAAGCACUUCCGAACCCUGAAAAUGAACCUCUUGGGACUUAUUUUUCCUAUGAUCGUUAUGGUUGUCUGUUAUGCGGGAAUUAUCAAAAAGCUGCUGAAAUGCCGGAAUGAGAAAAAGUAUAAGGCAGUCCGGCUGAUUUUUGUAAUAAUGAUAGUCUUCUUUCUUUUCUGGACCCCCUAUAACCUUGUUCUUCUCUUGAAUAAUUUUCAAAUGUACUUCUUUGAGGGUGAGUGUGAGAAAAGCAAGCAACUGGACAUAGCCAUGCAGGUGACGGAAGUGAUCACUUUUAUCCACUGCUGUGCCAACCCGGUGAUUUACGCCUUUGUUGGUGAGCGGUUUCAGAAAUAUCUCUGUCACUUCUUCCGAAGGCGCAUGGCUGUGAAGCUGGGUAAACAUAUUCCUCUCUUCCCUUGCGAGAAACUGGAGCGAGUGAGCUCAGUUACCCCAUCAACAGGAGAGCAGGAUUUGUCAGGUGGGUUUUAGGCAGGUGACACGUUUUAGACA